Molecule: messenger RNA, 1382 nt
Organism: Eruca vesicaria subsp. sativa (arugula)
Lineage: Eukaryota; Viridiplantae; Streptophyta; Magnoliopsida; Brassicales; Brassicaceae
Source: the annotation of a GenBank genome assembly
AAAAAGGGGAUUAGUAAUACCUCUGUCAACAUCGGAUGUGCCAAGUUUCAUAUUCACAUGACAAAAUGUAAAGAAACACGACACAAACUAAAAUAAAAUGACUAUUAAGACAGAACAGAAGAGAGAGUAGUUAAGUCUGGUGGUUUUCAGCUCAUCUACUUCCAUCCACCUUCCUCUUCAAUUUCUCCCUCUCUUUAAAACCUCUCUCUCUCCAUCUCCAUCCCCAAAAAAUGGAGAUCUGCACAUACUUCAAAUCCCAGCCCACAUGGCUCCUCGUCCUCUUCACCCUCGGCUCCCUCCAAAUCCUCAAAUUCACCCUCACCCUCCUCACCACCCUCUACAUCUACUUCCUCCGCCCCUCCAAAAACCUCCGCCGCUACGGCUCCUGGGCCAUCAUCACCGGCCCCACCGACGGCAUCGGCAAAGCCUUCGCCUUUCAGCUCGCCCACAAAGGCCUCAACCUCGUCCUCGUCGCCCGUAACCCCGACAAGCUCAAAUCCGUCUCCGACGCCAUCAGAUCCAAACACUCCAACGUCCAGAUCAAGACCGUCGUCAUGGACUUCGCCGGAGAUGUCGACGACGGUGUGAAGAGGAUCAAGGAGGCGAUAGAGGGGUUGGAAGUUGGGGUUUUGAUUAAUAACGCCGGGAUGUCGUAUCCUUAUGCUAAGUAUUUUCAUGAGGUGGAUGAGGAGUUGGUUAAGGGGUUGAUUAAGAUUAAUGUGGAGGGGACUACGAAGGUGACGCAGGCUGUGUUGGUUGGGAUGUUGGAGAGGAAGAAGGGGGCGAUUGUUAAUAUGGGUUCUGGUGCUGCUUCGUUGAUCCCUUCUUAUCCUUUUUACUCUGUUUAUGCCGGUGCUAAAACGUAUGUGGAUCAGUUCACGAAGUGUCUACAUGUUGAGUAUAAGAGGAGUGGGAUUGAUGUUCAAUGCCAGGUACCCUUGUAUGUUGCGACAAAGAUGACUUCAAUAAGAAGAGCAUCGUUCUUAGUGGCAUCUCCAGAGGGUUAUGCAAAGGCAGGACUGCGUUUUGUAGGGUAUGAAGCACAAUGCACACCCUACUGGCCUCACGCCCUCAUGGGUUAUCUUGUCUCUUCAUUGCCCGAGAGCGUCUUUGAUUACUUUAACGUUAAGAUGUCCCUCAAGAUCAGGAAGAAGGGUAUGCUUAAAGACUCCAGGAAAAAGGAAUGAAAACUUUUUGAGAAUGCAAACAUUUUCUUCUGCAGCAGUUGGUUUCUUGAAAGUUUCUGUUUAGACAUUGUAAGACUUGUAUGCUUUGGUUUCCACUUUCCGAUGUUGCCAAGGUUGUUUCCUUCUUUUAUUAGUGUCAACUAAUCAUUCAUGUCCUCUCUCUCUUUAUUUAUUUAAAUAAAACUGAAUGUUGGA